UCAACCAUGCCGUGUCCGCCAUUCUGUAACAGUGACACACAAGCCAACCGGUCUCCCACUGGAGAUUCCAGCCAUACCAGAGUGGCGAUAAAUAGUAUAUCCAGCUGCCUGCCCUGCUUUCAAGCGGGCUCAACGAAACACGAAUGCGCCUUCUCACCAAAGCCCUGCCGAGCGUUACUGGGGAACAAGAUGAGCUCCUCGCAGGUAACGUUGAAAAGAAGCACCAAAGACAUCGUGCGGAAGAUCCGGUGUGUGAGCAUGGUGAACAGCCUUACGAAGGGCUGGCAGCAAUGGGCUCAGGAGAAUGAAAGUAAGCAAUCGAAUGAACCCACAGGCUGGACGCCUGGAUGCGAAGAUGGCGAUAAUGGCGAACAGUGUUCCUUCACGAGAAAGCUGUCCGUGGACGCAGAAAACGCCGCAAAGAAAGAAUUAACAAUGCCAACGUUGAAAAACCUUCAGCCCGAUUUCGUGCCCGACGUGAACACGUCCAUCAGGACUGGAGCUCGCGAAAGGGGCAAUGGACGGGGCGUGAAAGAGCAACGCAAGGAAAUGACCAGCAUGCUGAAGAGCUGCUUCGAGCCGUCGGCUCAGGAAAACCAAGGGAAGCCCCCGAGUGCGGUGGACGACAAGCUUUAUCUCCUGAGCGACCGCAUGUCGCCCACGCUGAGGCGGCGGUGCAAUGGCCUCGUCUCGGAGCUGUCGACGGGGUGGCGUCAGGCGGAGAAGGAGGACGGCGACAGUGGCUUGAGCUCUCUGGAGGCCAGCAGAAACAACAGCAUCGACGCCGGCGACGUCCUCGCCGUGGCGCGGGGGGAAGGCAGCGCCGGCGAAGCCGUCGAGGCGACGAACCACGGCGGCGACGACGGCGGUGGCUCGGAAGCUCCGGCGAUCGGCAUCAAACGGUCGUCCGCGAAACCUGGCACGGACAGGUCAAAGGGCGGGAGGCAAAAGUCGCGCUACAGCCGCGUGAAGGACCUCCAGAGCGGCUGGGCCAAGUGGUCCGAAGACCACAUGGAGACACAGAAGCUGAACCCCUUCAGCGACGGCUUCGACGCGGAGCACGCCCUGGCCACGCGGCUCCAGAAGGGCGAGGAGGGGUACGGCCGCCCCAAGGAGGGGACCCUCACGGCGGAGAGGGCCAAGAGGGCCGAGCGCCACAUCCGCCGCGAGAUGGAAGACAUGUGCUUCAUCAUCAAUGGCAUGGGUGUGCAGGGCCGCGACGGCAGGGUGCGCAUGCCGUUCGGGGAGCUGUUCGAUCGGUACGUGCGCAUCUCCGACAAGGUGGUCGGCAUCCUGCUGAGGGCGAGGAAGCACGGUAUGGUGGACUUCGAGGGCGAAAUGUUGUGGCAGGGCAGGGACGACCACGUUAUCAUCACGCUGCUGCGAUAGCGGUGCAAUGAGUCGGUGGUGCCGGAGGAUGUCAAACGACGCAUAUUGUUUGAAACGGGUGGCUUUUGUGUUGCCCUAAAAUCCAAAAAGUUGAAAGCCAUGGACAAAAGUUCGUGGGUUUUUUUGAAGUGUGAGAAAACACGCUUUGAGAUUCAUGUUUAAGGUAUCAUCUCGAAAUUGUACGCUGUUGUCGGAUGUGAAAUGUCGCGAAUGUUGUUAAGUUUAUAUCUCAUAUUAAUGUUGUGCAAUGUUUUCCUCUCACUUCAUGUAAUAUGGUUUCAUUUUUACUGUCAAAUUCUAUAGAUACAUGUCAUUCAAGUUUUAUUUGACCUUGCUUAUUUACACAUGCAGAUAAUUUAUUUGUAUUUAUUACGCAUGUAUAGCUGUGCCUAUGCCAUGUCAAAUGUUAUUUUAUGCAGUUUUAGGGAGAGAAAAAAAACUUGCGGAACAUAUUUAUAUUAUUUCAAUAAAUCACAGGCAUAGCACAGUAACACUAAAAUGCAAUAUAUCACGUGUAUACGUACUUGCUUCAAUAUUUAAAUGCCCUCACUAUUGCAGGCACUAAAAAUGAUGUAAUAGCUGUAUCAGAAUACUGGAGGAAUCGGAUGAGCUAUGAAGCGCUUUUUGCACAGAUGUCCACCUGAUCUUUGUUGACAAUUCAUUGGCCUGCGGCUGAACAUUUAUAUCUGAAAGCUUAGGAACAGUUGGAAAUGCCGAGUUUUAUUUAUAAACUAAAUAGAUACAUGUGAAUAAUUGUAAGCUUUAUUUUUUAUAACUAAGCAAUUUUUUUUUAUUGGGUUAAUAAAUAGGACUGGACAAAUUGAACUGUUUCUAAACGUUCAGAUUAUAAUGUUCGGCCGCAAACCAAGUAAUUGCCAACAAAGUACAGCGUGCUUCAAAACAAUGUUCACACUUCUGCGAAUUUGCAACAACACCACAAGAAAUGUGCCUCCAGGCUCUGGAGGACCAUCUGGAGAAGAUUACAAUGAUGGCGAACAAGUGGAGACUUUUUGAAGCUAUUGACAUGCAUUUAUCAUGUUACAGUGUGUAGUGUCCGUUCUUUUUCCAUUAAAAACGAUAGUCUCAUAUAAGUGUUAAUAUUUUUUUGAAGCAGCCUGUGUAGCUGGACAUGACUUAAUGGCUGUACUGUACUACUAAUAAGUGCCCCCUAGUGCUGUGGUGUUUUCUGGAGGCCUCUAGAAGGAGGAUGGGGAGGGGAGUGGGUAAUGGCCUCUGUAUCUAAAAUGAUAAGAUCCGUCUUGGCACGCUAAGCAUAUCUCCGCAGCACAGAUGCUCUUUGCCCUAUGCUGCCCUCCAAAUCAGGAGCAGAUAAGCCGGUGUAUUGGCUCCAAUGUCGAGCUGUGAUAGAAGUCCCCUGCUAAUUUGCAUCUCACACCCAGAGAAAAAUCAUAUUACUGGUAGGAACCUCCUGGUUACACCAGCGCACAGGGGAGUAUUGUGUCCGUCCGU
Messenger RNA from Lethenteron reissneri (Far Eastern brook lamprey), 2859 nucleotides. RefSeq names its product actin-binding Rho-activating protein-like. Gene Ontology annotation, biological process: positive regulation of transcription by RNA polymerase II; positive regulation of Rho protein signal transduction. Gene Ontology annotation, molecular function: actin binding. NCBI's taxonomy places the organism in Eukaryota, Metazoa, Chordata, Hyperoartia, Petromyzontiformes, Petromyzontidae. Gene Ontology annotation, cellular component: sarcomere. The record is from RefSeq and is a predicted model, not a curated record.